Phaedon cochleariae (mustard beetle) is the source of this 1105-nucleotide messenger RNA. The record is from the annotation of a GenBank genome assembly. Lineage: Eukaryota; Metazoa; Arthropoda; Insecta; Coleoptera; Chrysomelidae.
UUGUUUGUUUGCAGAUACCCAAAUGAAGCAAAUUACAGAAAGAGUCCAUCAUAGUACAGAAAACAUUCAGAAUGAUCCCAGCUACCUAAAGUCGAAACGAAAAAUAUAAGUCUCCAAGAUGACGUUUUCCAGCAGAAUAUGCAGAAGGAUUACUCCCAAGGGCUUCGCCAUAACUGCUGUGGGACUCACCAUCGUCCUCUGUGUGUAUUACACGAACUACGUGUCUGAUGUCAACCAGAGGGGUAACCAAUCUCAGAGAAACGACAUUCUGGAUGUGGGCCAGUCACGCAGGCACUUUCGCAGCAGUUUCAGAGAACAGGCGGCCAGAUUGGUUAUGGAAAAAAAGGAUCUGGAAAUUUGCCCGAAAUUGACGGCCGCCGAGGCUGAUGUCAAUACCAAUGAUGUGUUCAAGGAUUUUGAGUUCCAACCUUCUUGGAUGAAAAGCAAAGAAUACUGGGACAAAGUCUUCGAGGAUCGCUAUGAACGACAGAAAAUGGACCCAGAAAAACCACACUUGAAGGUUAUCAUCGUCCCUCAUUCGCACAACGACCCUGGCUGGCUGAAGACAUUCGAACAUUACUUCCACUACUCCUCCAGGCAGAUCAUGAACAACAUGGUGGCGAAGUUGCAGCAGUACAAAAAUCUCACUUUCAUCUGGUCAGAAGUGUCGUUCCUGAAUGCUUGGUGGGAGGAAGCUCACCCCAGCAAACAAAGGGCUCUGAGGGACUUGGUGCAGUCUGGAAGGCUGGAGAUAACUACCGGUGGCUGGGUGAUGACAGACGAGGCAAACGUACACUUGUAUGCAAUGGUUGAUCAGCUGAUUGAAGCUAUUAACGCUCAAGCUGCUGCCUUCGAACCAACUGUAGCACUAAGUAGCUUGCCCAUCAACCAGCCCCACCCCAUUGAAAAUAUCAGGGUGGUCCAGACACGGUUUGGGGAGGCUAUUGUGGUGGAACUCGAGGCAUCUAGCGUUUUUCUGCCAAGGAGGGUAGUUGGCAUCUUCAAGCCUCAGCUUCCGGCUUUCACCCCAGGCAAAUACAGCCUGAUUCACAAGAGGAGUGACACCGGACCCUCUUUGAGAUUACUGAAAAUUAGUGGUGAGUAA